CUUUCCCAUCCCAUCUUCUUCACUCCACCCUCGCUGCCCUGGAACUGGAAGACACAUACCCUCAUCUUCUCAUUGUUCGUCGACUCUGAAGUGUUGUCAGAAACUCUCUCUCUCUCUCUCUCUGGGUUCAAAUAAUCUCCAUGAAAAGAUCGCGUUCUGCAGACCGUUCAGAUUUCUGUGGGAGGAAAACGUUGUGGUAGCAGUGUUGGUUAUUUUGAAGCUUAAUCUCGAGACAAAUUUUCUAGAAAAAUUGUAGAAUGCCGCGGGAUCUGUCGAGAUCACCAUCAUACCGGAGACGGCGUUCGCCGGCCUCAGUGGGUCACAGGUAUAGCAGGAGAAGCCGCAGAGACAGAAGCCGUUCUCCGUAUUCAUCUUCAUAUUCUUACAGCAGGUGAUCCCGUUUAUUUUGCUACCUUUUUAAGUUUUGAUUUACUUUUUGUUUGUUAUUGGCUUUUUGAGCGAGAAAAAACUUUCAUGUAACGGGGGACGCACAUAUCUUAUUUUUUAUGCGGAACAGAGAUACAUAAUUGUGCGAGAUUUUAAUAUGUACGCAUCUGAUACUUUGCUAUUUAGUUUACGUUAAUGCAAUGAGAAUGGUGAGGAUAGUUCAAUCUUUGAAAUUCUUAGACUAGUUUAUCAUACAAUUUGAGAGAAGUUAGUUCAAUCUUUGAAAUUCUUAGACUAGUUUAUCAUACAAUUUGAGAGAAGUUUGUUUAUACCUAGGUGCACGUACACGAUUUAUUUUUUAAAUUGAUGAACAUGUUCUAUCUAAUCUAUUGAGGAAGGUAUCUGUUAUGUUUCAUUUUAAUAGCAGUUUAUUCAAUUAAUAUAACAUCUCCGGAGAAACAUGAAUGCCUCUGUGUUUUUGGAAGUGUGGUCAAACUUUUAAGACUUUGAUUUUCUUCCGAAUUUCAGUAAACUUUUAUUUCAUUGUAUAAAAAAGGGACAUGCACUUUUUUUUGGAGUAUUAAAAUUGCACGUAGACAUCCAUGUGUCGCUUCGACUCCCUAACUUGGUUUGAGAAAUAGACAGGCAGUGAUUUGAUAUGGUUUUACCGCUUGUUGCUUAUUAAUUUUUCUUUGUUGUUUUAUAUUUUUUAGUGGACAGCAGUUGAUAGUUAAACAGUGUACUUUUGGUAUUUGUACUACAAUUUGCUGCCCAGAGAAUCUCCCAUUUUCAUGAGUACCUUGAUGAUAUACAUGCUAAGCUUGGCGGCCAUCAUGCUAUUGUUCAAGUAAUUUCCUUUUUGUCUUUGAGUGGCUAAUCAUGUUGGUCAACAUUUAAGCACGGAUGGGUCAUAUGACAUUUGGGGUACUUAUAUUUUAUGUGGAAAAUCAGAAAGAUUCCCUAUAUAAAUAUUGGGAGCAAAACACUUGGAAUGCUAUGGGAGGGAGGGAAAAAAAUAGAAUGCAUGUUCUUUAUAAGAAAUUUAAAAUGCCACAGUUUCUUCCCAUCAAAUGGGAAGUGAGCAGGUGAUGUGUGCGGAUGGGUUUCCUUUUGUUGCUCGGUUGUGACAUUUGCUUCCUCAUGUGAUAAAAGAUGGAGCACAAAGGUUAAUCUUAACAUUGUAUGAGGCGGAAAAGUCGCUCUAUAUCCCCAAGGCGCCACAAAAGUCGUUCUGCAACUCCAAGGCGUCGUAAGAGUCGUUCUCCAUCACCAAAGCGUUAUAAGAGGCAAAGAAGUAGGAGUACCUCAUUGUCUCCUAUAAAUAAAUCACCUAGUUCAAGUCUUGGGUCGAUAGAACGCAAUUAUGCCACUGAAAAAUUUAAAAAAGAUGAAGAAGAGAAGAAAAGGCGUCAACAGGAAGCAGAGUUGAAACUGCUAGAAGAAGAAACUGCAAAAAGGGUGGAAGAAGCAAUACAAAAGAGAGUUGAAGAGAGCCUCAAUUCAGAAGGGAUCAAACUGGAAAUACAGAAGCAAUUAGAGGAGGGACGAAAGAGGCUGCAUGAUGAGGUCGCAGCUCAACUUGAGAAAGAAAAAGAAGCUGCUCUUAUUGAAGCAAGACAAAAAGAGGAGCAAGCUCGGAGAGAAAAAGAAGAGCUAGAGAAAAUGCUUGAAGAGAACCGCAGGAAGGUGGAAGAAGCUCAGAGAAGGGAAGCUUUAGAGCAGCAGCGGAAAGAGGAGGAGCGGUACCGGGAAUUGGAACAGAUUCAAAGGCAAAGAGAAGAGGCUAUGCGGAGGAAGAAACAGGAAGAAGAGGAAGAACGGGCAAGGCAGAUGAUAUUAUUGGGUAAAAACAAGUCCCGUCCGAAGGUAUCUUUUGCAUUUGGUUCAAAAUGACUGUUUGCCAUUAGGUUAAAAAAUGAUUGUGGACAGUUUCUUCUCUUGAAUAAGAUGUUAAGCUGUGAGUCCAUAUUUUCAUUUGUAAUUUUCAGAAAAUGGUUUGGUAUAUAAACGGUUUUCCA
Molecule: messenger RNA, 2405 nt
Organism: Malania oleifera
Lineage: Eukaryota; Viridiplantae; Streptophyta; Magnoliopsida; Santalales; Ximeniaceae
Exons: 5
Coding region: 1570-2280 (236 amino acids)
Cellular component (GO): mitochondrion; nucleoplasm
Molecular function (GO): cadherin binding
Source: RefSeq, a predicted model, not a curated record